AAUACACACAAAAAAUGAGACAAUUAAUUAAUAUUUUAACCAAAAAAAAAUAUCAUCUAUCGUUUAUUAUGACGACAACAACGUUUAGUAUCUAUUAUUGUUAUAAUCAUUGUCGACAUCAUCGUCACCGACACAGUGGCCGGACUGUCGACGGCAACGUCCCAUCAAUUGUCACAUCUAUUACCCCAUCAUUUUAUAGACCACUACCACUAUCACUACCUUCAGCACUAUCAUCAGCACAACAUUGGUUGGUUGGCAUGAAAACGGCUUAUUUGGACUCUGCGGACGACAUCCAGGAGCUGCACGACUAUGCUCUGCACAAGUUUGUCGAAGUCUAUUUACAAAGUGGUGGACACGGAACGGGAUGUAUUGUCGAGCACAGCAACUAUCCGUUUGUCGUAACCAAUCAUCAUGUAGUGAAAGACGAAUGGGUAGUAUCGCUGGGCUUUCUGGAUGAUACCGGUGCCGAUAGGUAUGCGUGCGGACAAGUCAUAUACGCCGAUCAUCUGCAAGACAUGGCGCUGAUAUCGUUUGAUGCCGACAAUACCGGUGCCGAAGCGCUUCCGAUUGCCGAGUCGGGCGUCGAUUUUGGCGAACCAGUUAUGUCCCUGGGUUUUCAUCGGUCCUAUCCUGUCUACAACAUGGGCUACGGUAUGGUCACCUGUCCUAGUAAUACACCACAACGAGGACAGUCGACUUUCGGCGAAGUAUACUUUGUAACGGCCAAUGCCGACACACCGGUAACCCAGAGUACAGCUGCACAGUAUAGAGGCUAUUCUGGUGGUCCGCUCAUCGAUGACAGCGGUCAGUUGGUUGGCAUUAAUUUUAUGUCACUGUCCUCUACACUGCAUUACGCUAUGCCGGCCAACGAUAUUGAAAAGUUUAUCAAAACGGCAUUUGAAUGCAGUGUUAGACAAUAUAAACGCCGAAUACCUGAACACUCCAUCAGAUUAGGACUGUGCCUGAAAUAUGACCGACAAUUGAUGGGCUGUCAAGUGGUGGCAAAGUUUGCCGAAACUAAUGCAAAUAACAAACUUAAUAUCAACGAUAUUGUGGUUGAAAUUAAUGGACAAAAAAUUCAAUCGCUUAAUGAUUUCAAACGGGAGCUAUCAAACAAAUUAACUGGUAAUAGUGUGGACAUACCUAUUAUGGUUGUACAGCAGGUAUCGGGUGGACAACAAUCACAACCACAACCAGUUAUUAUACAAAUACAACAACAAUCGGCCGGUCUAUCAUUUGUAUGA
This is a messenger RNA of Oppia nitens, 1244 nucleotides long. Its product is annotated as serine protease HTRA1-like. NCBI's taxonomy places the organism in Eukaryota, Metazoa, Arthropoda, Arachnida, Sarcoptiformes, Oppiidae. Gene Ontology annotation, molecular function: serine-type endopeptidase activity; protein binding. The record is from RefSeq and is a predicted model, not a curated record. Bases 15 to 1244 code for a protein of 409 amino acids. Gene Ontology annotation, biological process: proteolysis. The transcript has 5 exons.